Molecule: messenger RNA, 213 nt
Organism: Racocetra persica
Lineage: Eukaryota; Fungi; Glomeromycota; Glomeromycetes; Diversisporales; Gigasporaceae
Source: the annotation of a GenBank genome assembly
UAUUCUUAUUCAUAACGACGAAGAUAAAAUAACAGAUCUUGGACAUGCCAUAAAUGACAAUAUGGAAACACAUGAAUUAUCUAGUGAUCGUCGACCAUUCGAAAGCACAUCGAGUUCCGGUUCUAUGGAUAUCUCUAGUUUGUGCUUUAGCAUUAAUCAUGGUACGAGAAAAGAUCCAGUCUUUGGAACUCCUGAGAUCAUAAAACCUUUAUA